UGUGUUACACUCAAAAUAGUCCUACAUUGCUUCAUGACUUGCCAACCAAUGACAACACUUAAAUUAAAACCUUUCGAUAAAAUGAAUAUAUAAAACACGCACAUGUCUGUUAAUGGACGCACGCGGCGGCUGUGAAGCAGCACAGAUGUCGGAUACGGGAGCCGAGUGGCAGGUGGCCCAGCGGCGAAAAGGCGCAGCGCGGAAAUCCAAAUCCGUUCAAGUGUCGCACACAUGCAGCCAGGAGGAGCUGGACAUCGAGAAAACAGUCAGACGAAUACGAGACACGGUGUCUGAGCUGAGUUGCGAGGACUUUUGGCCACAGUGGAAAGUGGCAGGAUCAGCAGCCCGAUCCAAACAUCUGCAGAACGGGGACACCGAGGGCGGACCAUGUCAACAGCUGGAGUGCGUGUGUUAUGGCCUCGGCUCCUUCUCCUCCUCUGUGUCGGCUCGCUUCCAGCUUGCCAUGUUGCUGCUCCUGCUGGAUGCAGGACAGAUUCCACUGAAGGACUGCUCUGUUUAUGAUCCUGCAUUCUCCCGUGGAGAGAAGGCUGUUCUGAGGGAGCUCGGUCUGACGGUCCUCACAGAGAAUGAGGAGGGGAAGCGUCUGGCAACCAAGCCCACCCUCUUUUACCUGAUGCAUUGUGGGAAAGCCCUGUACAACAACCUUCUGUGGAGAAACUGGAGUGUGCGACAUCUUCCUCUUGUGACGCUCAUCGGAAACAGCUUCACUGGCAUGAUGGACAGAACAGUAGAGAGGGAGUUCACGCGGGACUACAGAUACAUUACCGAGGCGCUGUCUCUGUGUGAGGAGAGACAGCUCCCCUGUCCGUCCCGUCUGAUCGACGUCUUCAGCGACACUGCGGUCGUCACCUUUCCCAGCGGGGGCCUGGAAAGACUCCCACAAUCCACCUGGGCAGAGCUGCCUGAGCCACAGUACACGCACUGCUCUGAUUUAGAGAUAAUUCAGAGGGAAACGCAGAGCUGAUGCGGGAGAUGAAGAGGAAAUGGAUACUUUGUCACGUUUUCUGAUGUUUCUUUUUUUAUGAACAAUUCUCUCUAAAUAAAUGAGACAUGCUGCAAAAGGAGGAUAAAAGCU
Messenger RNA from Gasterosteus aculeatus aculeatus (three-spined stickleback), 1096 nucleotides. RefSeq names its product SRR1 domain containing (gene srrd). Gene Ontology annotation, cellular component: cytoplasm; nucleus. NCBI's taxonomy places the organism in Eukaryota, Metazoa, Chordata, Actinopteri, Perciformes, Gasterosteidae. The record is from RefSeq and is a predicted model, not a curated record.